AAGGUUUAGAAGAAACUGAAAAAGCAUCAGCAUUAACUUUGAAGGAAAUUUUUCAUAUACUUAAUCAUAAAGCAAUGCAACUUGAUGAUAAUAAAGGUUUGAUGCAACAAGUGUUCUUUUGGCUAUCACUUCUUUGUGGCCUUUGUGGUGAUAAUGCUGAAAGAAUUGCUUUUAAUAAUAUUUUCCGUUAUAAUGAUGAUAGACUUUAUUUAAUCUUUAAUUAUAAGAAAAUAAUCAACGCAAAUAUUAAAACGGAACAAAUAUGGAAAAAAUUUA
Racocetra fulgida is the source of this 276-nucleotide messenger RNA. The record is from the annotation of a GenBank genome assembly. NCBI's taxonomy places the organism in Eukaryota, Fungi, Glomeromycota, Glomeromycetes, Diversisporales, Gigasporaceae.